AAGAAAGAACACAAAAAUGACUGCUGGAGAAGUAUUGGAAAAAAUUACCAUCACUGAAGAUGGUGGUGUACAAAAAGAAAUCCUUAAACAUGGUACCGGCGAUGAGACACCCGAAAAUGGUUGCAAAGUCUCAUUGCAUUAUACAGGCCGGCUAACCGAUGGAACUGUAUUCGAUUCUAGCGUUGAUCGUGGAGAACCUUUUGAGUUUGAAUUGGGUGCAAGAAGUGUCAUCAAAGCCUUUGAUUUGGGUGUUCUGACUAUGAAAUUGGGUGAAAAAUGUAAUUUAAUUUGUGCUCCCGAAUAUGCCUAUGGCGAAAGUGGUAGUCCACCAAGUAUACCACCCAAUGCCACAUUGAUUUUUGAGUUGGAAAUGCUGGGCUGGAAGGGUGCCGAUGUUAGUCCUAAUAAAGAUGGUAGCAUUGAACGUUUCAUCAUUACAAGCAGUGAUAAGCGGCGUGGUCCCAAUGAUGGUUCCCUGUGCAAAGCUCACAUCACCGGCAAAUAUGAUGGCAAAGUAUUUGAAGAACGUGAUGUUGAAUUUAAUUUGGGCGAAGGUAGCGAUAUCGGUUUAAUUGAAGGUGUUGAAAUUGCCAUUGGAAAAAUGGUCAUUGGCGAAGAGUCAAGAUUCAAAAUUAAGCCCAAAUAUGCAUUUGGCACCAAGGGCAAUGAACAAUUUAAUAUACCAGCAAAUGCCACUGUCGAAUAUAUUAUCAAAUUAAAUGAUUGCGAAAAAGGUAUUGAAGAUUGGAAAUUCUCGGAUGCCGAACGUCUUGAACAUUCGAAAAUCUACAAAGAAAAGGGUACAAAAUAUUUUAAAAAGGAAAACUAUUCGCUGGCAUUGAAAAUGUACAAAAAGUGUGUGGACUUUUUGGAGAAUAAUUCUGAUGACGAAAGCAACAAACUAAAGGCCACAGCUUAUAGCAAUCAGGCUCUGUGUCAUCAAAAAUUAAAUGAACAUUUUGAGGCUAAACAGGCAUGCAAUGAAACCCUCAAAUUGGAACCCAACAACAUUAAGGCUCUCUAUCGUCGUGGCCAAUGUAACGUAACCGUUGCCGAUUACGAUGAAGCUUUGAUUGACUUCCAGAAAGUUCUCGAACUGGAACCCACCAAUAAGGCUGCUCAAAAUCAAAUACAAAUAUGCAAACACAAAAUCAAAGAGGCCAAGGAUAAGGAGAAGAGAAUCUACGCCAAUAUGUUCACAAAACUGGCCGCUGCUGAUAAAGAGGAUGAGAAACCUGAAGAUGAUGUGCUGGCCAAGUGUGGUGAAUGGAAGGAUGAAGAUGCCAUGGCAGCAAGUGAACGGAAAUCUGGAGAUGAGUGGACAGAUGAAGAUACCAAACGAGAAGCAGAUUAUGCCUUAGAAAGGGAUAAUAUUGUAAUGAUAUAAAG
Molecule: messenger RNA, 1389 nt
Organism: Musca vetustissima
Lineage: Eukaryota; Metazoa; Arthropoda; Insecta; Diptera; Muscidae
Gene: Fkbp59
Product: FK506-binding protein 59
Exons: 8
Coding region: 17-1387 (456 amino acids)
Molecular function (GO): peptidyl-prolyl cis-trans isomerase activity; protein binding
Source: RefSeq, a predicted model, not a curated record